AUGGAUUUCUUGAAUAUUAACCCAUUACUUUUCCCAGUUCUGAUUGCAGUUCUUGCAGCAUUUCUGAUAAAGAUGGUGCUUUUGAAGAAGGAUAAUAAAGGUACCAUCCUGUUGGGUGCACCAUUUUUCACCUCAUCCUCAAUUUCAACAGGCUCUAUGACUAUCUUACAGACCUCACUCACAAAAACACCACUUUCCGAAUCCUUUUCCUCAAGACCAACUUUGCAAACUACGGAAAGUUUAUCAGCCGAAGUUGACCUGGGUAAUAACCCCAAAAUGUUAAAGGAUUCACUCCACCACGAUGUCUUGGAGAGCCUUCUAGGAGAUGGUAUCUUCACUGUCGAUGGCGAAAAAUGGCGACAGCAAAGAAAGUUGUCCAGUUACGAAUUCUCAACCCGAAACCUCAGAGACUUUAGCUGUGGCGUCUUCAAGUCCACUGCCGCAAAUUUAGCCCACAUUAUUUCGGCAGCUGCGAAUUCGAAUCAAAUUAUUGAAAUCCAGGCAUUGUUGAUGAAAUCGGCACUGGACACGGUUUUCAAGGUCGUUCUCAGUGUCGACCUGGACAGCACGUGCAGGACGAAUGAUGGUUCGCAAUUUUCGGAGGCUUUUGACAAAGCAAGUGAGAUUACAUGUUAUCGUUACAUAGACAUGUUAUGGCCGAUCAAGAAGUUUCUCAACAUCGGGUCUGAAGCCAAAGUCAAGGAAUGCAUCAAAAUCGUCAAUGCAUUUGUUUACAAGGUCAUCGAGAGCAAGAUGGAACAGAUGAGCAAGCCCAACCAAACGAACAGGAGUGAUAUACUGUCGAGGUUUCUGCAAAUGGACCAAAAGGACCCCAAAAUGAAAUCUUUGUGUGGUGAAGAUGCAGAGGAGUUUCGGCCAGAGAGGUGGCUCGAUGAAAAUGGUGUCUUUCAGCAACAGAGCUCUUUCAAAUUCACAGCAUUUCAGGCUGGCCCGAGAAUCUGUCUGGGGAAGGAGUUUGCAUACAGACAGACGAAAGUUAUUGCAGCCAUGUUGCUAAGUGCCUUUUCGUUUAAGUUAGCUGACGAGACAAAACCGGUGAAUUACCGAACCAUGUUGACUUUGCAGAUAGAUGGAGGCCUCCAUCUUCGUGCUACUUCCAGGAUUAUCAACAAAUCAAAUGAACAAAUAAAUACAGAAUAG
This is a messenger RNA of Striga asiatica, 1161 nucleotides long. The record is from the annotation of a GenBank genome assembly. NCBI's taxonomy places the organism in Eukaryota, Viridiplantae, Streptophyta, Magnoliopsida, Lamiales, Orobanchaceae.